AUGGCGAGCAACUUUGUGAUGGAUAGGACUAACGAAGCAAGGAAUCGUGAACUAAUUCAACAAUAUCUGAACAUCCUGGAUGAUUCGAAUCGAACAAUUAUUAGUUUCUUUACUGCCUCUGAAAAUAUCUGCGAUGUCGUUGUGAGUGUGGAGGGUUGUCAGUGGGAAUUUAUAGUAGAUAAAAUGGAAAUGGCAAAGAAGUUGUGUCUACAACAUGAAGAACGUUUUCGGUCACUUCAGACGGAGAGCAAGGUCUAUGUGCAAAAAGUCGAGGACAUGAUCAACAGCGACUGCCCGCGAUUGGUAGUUAACCUGAAUGACAUCCGGAAAAAAUCUACUGAAAGAGCUUUCGGGUUAAUUCAUAACUUCGUGGAAGAGAUCAUCUGCUUGGAGCAAGCAGCAAAAGAAAUCGUUGGGCGAGCUAGUCCCGAAUUCAUCAAAAAUCAUGAUGUUCAAGUUGGUUUCGAAGGAAGUUUUGGGGAUCGUCACGUCAAUCCCAGGUCGCUGAAAUCAACAUUUUUGGGCAACCUGGUUUGCUGCGAAGGAAUUGUGACGAAAUGUUCCACUGUCCGUCCCAAAGUUGUGAAAAGCGUCCAUUACUGCCCGGCUACAAAGAAGACUCUGGAAAAACGCUACACAGACCUAACUUCAUAUGACUCAUUUCCGAGCAGUAAUGACGAAAACAAGAAUCCUUUGGAGACUGAGUUUGGUUUGAGCACCUACAAAGAUCAUCAAUCAUUCUCUGUACAGGAAUUGCCGGAAUGUGCACCUGCCGGCCAGCUUCCUCGCUCUGUGGACGUGAUUGCAGACAACGACUUGGCUGAUUUGGUUAACCCUGGCGACCGUGUUCGCGUAAUCGGUCUUUAUCGUGUGUUACCUAACAAACAGAAUGGAUUCUCAAACGGGUCCUUCAGGUCCAUUGUUAUCUCUAACAAUAUUCAAUUGCUAUCUAAAGAAACAACUCUCGACUUCGAUCCGGAAGAUGUUAGAAAUAUCCGUAAGCUGAGCAGGAAGAAAGACGUAUUUGAACUAAUCGCUCGCUCUCUGGCUCGUCAUUUGUGCGGCACAGAGAGGUCCCAGAAAUCAAUUUUGUGUCUUUUGCUCGGAGGCUGCGAAAAAAUUCUUGACAAUGGUAGUCGACUUCGAGGAGACAUCAAUGUCUUAUUGAUCGGAGAUCCUUCCGUCGCGAAAUCUCAACUUCUCAGUGAUAUUGUAUCUGGACGAGGUUCUUCGGAGAGUCGGUAUAGAUGCUCGUUAAGUCCAGGAGGGGCGGAACGAAGAUUAGAGGCGGGAGCAAUGAUGACGGAUAUAGACCGAACUGCCAUUCAUGAAGUUAUGGAACAAGGCCGUGUGACCAUUGCAAAAGCAGGAAUUCAUGCAAAGUUGAAUGCACGGUGCUCUGUUCUUGCUGCCGCAAAUCCCGUCUAUGGAAGGUAUGACCCGUUCAAAACUCCCAUGGACAACAUCAAUAUGCAGGAUUCGCUGUUAUCUCGUUUCGACUUGAUAUUUGUGUUGCUUGAUGAACAUGAUCCUGACCGCGACAAGACCGUGGCUAGCCACGUCUUGAAACUCCACUGCUAUCGUGCUCCUGGAGAGGAAGACGGGACAGUACUUCCUAUGGGAGCAGGUGUUGAAACGAUGAGCACGUUUGAUCUGCAUGGUACGGAAAAGAGCGAGAUGUAUGAGAAGAAUUCGGAUUGGGUAGAUGAUUCCGCAAAGGUGCUGUCUGUCGAGUUUGUGAGGAAAUAUAUUCAUCUGGCUCGUUCAAUGAAGCCGAAGCUCACUGAGGAAGCGACUGAGUUUAUUUCGGAGGUGUACGCAGAAAUCAGGUCCUUUGACACUUCGAAAACGGAUAGGGAAAGGACUAUGCCGAUUACUGCUAGACAGUUGGAGACGCUGAUUCGUUUGUCAACGUCAAUUGCCAAGGCUCGUUUCUCCAAGACAGUCGAUCGAGUAGACGCUGAGAAGGCAUACAAUUUGCUGCACUUUGCUUGCUUCAAAGAAAAACCUAAGGCUCGAGUUGAAUAUGAGAACGCGAAGAAGAGAGUCGUCACUGAUGGGCCAAGUGAUGAAGAGCUUGAAGACGAAGAAGUUACUGAACAACCAUCUUCCGCCCCAUCUGCCACUCCUGGACGGGGAACUAGAAGGCGCGCUCGUGACACCACCCCUCAUAGCGGUGACUCAUCGCCGACCGCUUCUCAGCCUGCGAAACGUCCUCGAGCCGAACCACCAAGUAUCAGUGUGGACAGAUAUAAGCAGUUCCGUGCAUGUGUGCGAAAAGUCUUCGAUGAACUGGGUGCGACUGAUGAUAUGGUGGACCUCGAUAAGGUCACCGAAGGUGUGCAAACACAAGCUGGCACUCAUUUGUUCUCUGAUGGUGAACUGGAGGCUGGAUACGAAAGAAUGGCUAGUGAUAAUGCAAUUAUGAUUGCUGAUAACAAGAUCACAUUGAUUUAA
Messenger RNA from Ostertagia ostertagi, 2457 nucleotides. The record is from the annotation of a GenBank genome assembly. NCBI's taxonomy places the organism in Eukaryota, Metazoa, Nematoda, Chromadorea, Rhabditida, Trichostrongylidae.